AUGUGGACGCUACUUCUAUUCUUCGUUUUAAUCGGACUGCUCACCCCAUCUCCCUCGAUCGCCAGCUGGAAUGAUGGGUUUCACGAGCAUCUGGCGACAUAUCUGCGUCCUGGUGAGCCGCACAUCCAAGACGGACAGAUGCUGCUCAACAUGCUGUACAUGCACAACCAAGUGCAGGUCUUUUGCCAGCGACCCACACCUCUGACCUGGUGGAAUGUCUUCCAAAGCAACCGCCUGCGUUUGCAAAUAGCCGCUGGCGGGGAUUACAGUCAGUAUAAGGGAGCCACAAUACGGGAAAUCUUUCAGGCACAUCGACUGCUCAACGAGUGCUACGAGGGAAAGCCAUUGGGAUCUUCAGCAGCGGAGCAACGAAUUAUUCCAAUGACUGCCCAUGAGCACGUCUGUUAUGGGAUCUACACCAACGAGCCGUUUGUUCUGACGCUUGAGGAGAUCAGUUGCGAUUUGGAGAGGAUGGCGCAGUUUACCUUUGCCCUCGUCUUGUGGCUGAGCUGUCCGCAUCUGGCGGACUCCCUGCUGGGCUUCUACUGCUCGGCGGCAACCGUGGGUGCUCAUUUAGCGGGCGUGGCAGUGGUUGGAAUUACCCUAGUUUCAUCGAACAGCGAACGAUCCCUCGAACUAAGAACCCUCAAGGAGAAUUUCAAGGAGGUGCUUCAGGAACGUCCUACUGUGAUGACCCUGUCUCUGGUGUUUGGUGCCUGGUUGCUCCAGUCCGCCUGCCAGCGGUUCUAUUAUCUUUGGCGUCGCUCUCUCCUGCGCCGCUUGCACCAUCGCUUCUUGAGGAUUACCUCCUACUGGCUAAUCCUCAGCGCCUCGGAUGACAGGACCUUUGGAUGGAUCUGCAUAUCCCUACUGAUCCCUUGGCCGGAACUUUGGUGGCUGAUGCGAUGGUUAAGAAUUAAAUACGCUAGCUAUCAGCAGGUUUUGAAAGAUUUUCAGGAAACAUCGCACCAGGUUUCUCGAAUGCUGCAGCCGCGGAUUUCGUCUAGAUUUUCAGACGGUGGCAUUGAUUUGGGAAUCGCUACUUCGGACAAUGACUAUAUUUUAUUUCCAAGAAAUGACAGUUCCAAUAGAAGUAAUAUGAACUUUUACCAGGAGGAGAGGGAACGACGCUACGAAGAGAGUGGCGAUAGCACCGUAUCAAACUUUCUCAAUCGACCUUCCACCUGGAACUGCCUGAACAGGCGACUCCAGUUAACUCCUAACCAAACAGAGGUGAUUCGCACCCGGUCCUCAGGCAGCCAAGAACCUUAUUCCUCCCCCAAAGUUUCCGUGACUACCUUAUACAAAAAUCUCAGCUUCUCAAACUCCGAGCGCAGCCUCCGCGAUCAAUAG
Molecule: messenger RNA, 1353 nt
Organism: Drosophila takahashii
Lineage: Eukaryota; Metazoa; Arthropoda; Insecta; Diptera; Drosophilidae
Cellular component (GO): nuclear envelope
Source: RefSeq, a predicted model, not a curated record